GCAGCCAUCAUGUCCUUCUCGCACUCGGACCUCGGCGAUGACUUUGUGGAUGCCUGGUCAGACAGCGAGCGUGGUCAUCCGAGCCCGGUAGCGCCGACGCAGCCUGCUCCUGCGGCGGCUUCGUCGGGGGCGUUUGCUGGAUGGCUCGACAAGUCGUCGGCUAGGCACAGCAACCCGCCUGUCUACAUCACGGACAUCCUCCGCAAGGCGUACCCCAACCACUCCCUCGUUCUCAGCUCAGACUACUCCCUAAACCUCACCCGUUACCCCCACGCAGUUUCCGUCCCCAUCCCCGACGACCCACUCAUCACCCAGCUUCAAUACGUGCCCCUCGCACGCAGCGCUGGCCCCGAGCCCGGCGUCCUCGUCGACAAGGUCGAGUACGGUGCCUUCCGGGUCGCCUGGGAUGCGUACGACUUCACCGUCUACGUGAUGAAUUACCCCUUUGGCUUCGGCGUACAGACCACGACCGCCAUCCUGCACGAGGGCUCUGACAAGCCCGCCCGUGACUUGCUGCGCGCGGCCGGGCUGUGGGCGUACGAGGUCCACGAGGAGAUCUGGGUGUUUGACGGGGGCUUCUGGAACAAGAAUGCCCGCCUGUACAGCGAGGUGCAGAAGGCGAACUGGAAGGAUGUGAUCCUCAAGGACGAGUUCAAGAAGAAGAUUAAGAAGGAUGUGUAUGGUUUCUUCGAUUCGGAGGCGCUCUACAAAGAGCUUGCUAUUCCAUGGAAGCGCGGCAUCGUCAUGCAUGGCCCGCCAGGUAACGGCAAGACUAUCAGCCUCAAGGCUAUCAUGAAGGAAUGCGGCGCCAAGGGCUUCCUGCCUCUCUACGUCCGCUCCUUCCGCAGCUACAAAGGCGAAGAGGGAGCCAUGGCUGACGUCUUCGGCAAAGCGCGCCAGCUCUCCCCUUGCGUGGUUAUCUUCGAGGACCUCGACAGCCUGAUCAACGACUCCAACCGCUCGUUCUUCCUCAACCAGCUCGAUGGCCUGGAGAGCAACGAUGGGAUGCUGAUCAUUGGGACGACAAACCAUCUGAGCAAGAUUGACUCGAGCUUGACGAAUCGGCCGUCGAGGUUUGAUAGGAAGUUCCUCUUCGACAAUCCCGACGCCGACGAGCGCGUACUGUACUGCCAGUACUGGCAGAACAAGCUCGAGAGCAACAAAUCUAUCGACUUCCCGGACAGUCUCGCCAAGGAGAUAUCUGAGCAGACGAACGACUUUAGCUUUGCUUACUUGAAGGAGGUCUUCGUAUCCUCUCUCGUCGUCCUCGCCGGCUGGGAAGACGGCGACCGUCCCACCUUCGAGCACGUCGUCAAGGACCAGAUUGCUGCCCUCCGCAAGGAGCUCGACAAGGCGCCGUCGUCGUCUUCGCGUGUCCACUCUGCUGGUGGCGCUACCUCAUCGCCCUCUACCACGACCCGUGGCGGCGAGUCGGGCGACAUCCGCGCCCUCUUCGACGCGCUCUGCGACUCCAUGUCCGCCCCUCGCGGGUUCCUCGACAAUCAAUUUGCGAACAUGAACAUGAAUGCUCAGCGCCAGGCUGGUGAUCUCAGGAAUGGCAGCGACAGUGGCACUCAGUCGAACCGCGACGUUCGCGCACUGCUGGACGCCCUGAGCGACUCCACCACCAACACCCAAUCUGACCGCGACGUCCGCGCGCUCCUGGAUGCCCUCAACGACUCCGUCCAGCGCCAGAACGCGAACGAGGUGCUGGGUGAGAGCGGACAGCGGCUGCGCGCGCUUUUCGAGGAGGCCGGCAGGAACGCGGAGCGCAUCUUCGUGUCCGGGGAUGUUGGGAAUGGGCCGACGAUGCCCGUCCCGCAGGUCGACUCGCCUGUCCCGCAGGUCAACCUGCCCGCGCCGAUGCACCCGUCGUACUCGCCGGCGUACAUCCACCCUGGUGAGGCGCCUGGGACACCUGCUAUCAUUCCCGGCGCUUGGGGCAGUCGGUCCUCGUCGUACGACAACAAUCUGGUCGACAAGAGGGAGGCUUAGUCUUCGCUGGGACUUUUGCCCAUGUAUCAUAAAUAUGUACCAUAUCUCGUCCCGUUGGAUUGAUCAUGCCUUGCUUUGUUUUUGCCCC
Schizophyllum commune H4-8 is the source of this 2083-nucleotide messenger RNA. Its product is annotated as P-loop containing nucleoside triphosphate hydrolase protein. Bases 10 to 1995 code for a protein of 661 amino acids. The record is from RefSeq and is a predicted model, not a curated record. Gene Ontology annotation, cellular component: peroxisomal membrane; cytosol. NCBI's taxonomy places the organism in Eukaryota, Fungi, Basidiomycota, Agaricomycetes, Agaricales, Schizophyllaceae. Gene Ontology annotation, biological process: protein import into peroxisome matrix. Gene Ontology annotation, molecular function: ATP binding; ATP hydrolysis activity. The transcript is spliced from 6 exons.